Aspergillus campestris IBT 28561 is the source of this 2907-nucleotide messenger RNA. Its product is annotated as cytochrome P450. Gene Ontology annotation, molecular function: heme binding; NADPH-hemoprotein reductase activity; FMN binding. Gene Ontology annotation, cellular component: cytosol. Lineage: Eukaryota; Fungi; Ascomycota; Eurotiomycetes; Eurotiales; Aspergillaceae. The record is from RefSeq and is a predicted model, not a curated record. The transcript is spliced from 2 exons. Bases 1 to 2907 code for a protein of 968 amino acids.
AUGAACGUUUCACCUUUCCGUAAGCACAGGCAAGACAUCAGUGCACAGCUGGUCCUAAAAUGGGAUCGCUUCGGUCCCGAACAAGAAAUUGAAUUGAUCGACGACAUGUCACGUCUGACCUUUGACACGAUCGGGCUCUGCGCCUUCGGCUACCGCUUCAACGAGUUCUAUACCGACGGACCACACCCUUUUAUGAGGCAGCUGAAAGAGUCAAUCGUAGAAUCAGGAAAGCGCGCCAAUCGGCCGGACCUGAUGAAUCAGUUCUAUUUCCGUGGCGACGAGCACCAUCGCCAGGAGAAUAUCGUCCAAAUGAGGCAACUAUGCAGCGCGAUCAUCCAGGAAAGAUUGCAAAACCCCAAGCCAGAUGCAAACGACUUGCUGAAUACGAUGCUCCAUGGAGUCGACCGAGACACCGGUGAGAAAAUGGGAGUUGAGAAUGUGAUCUUCCAAAUCCCAACGCUCCUUGGUGGUGGGUACGAGACGACCAGCUCCACACUCUGCUUCAUGUACUAUUUCCUGUGCAACAAUCCAGACAAACUGCAGAAAGCUCGGGAAGAAGUAGAUAGCAUUGUUGGCCAUGGCGUCCUCCACUAUGACAUGCUGCGGAACUUGAAGUAUCUCGACGCGGUGAUGAAGGAGGCGUUGCGCCUGCAGCACCCUGUCAGCUUGCUGACCCGGUUUGCAACUCGAGACACAGUAAUUGGCGGUAGGUAUCUGAUCAAAAAGGGACAGACUGUGUCUGGAAUCUGGCGCCAUUUCCACCGCGACCCCGACGUUUGGGGCGCGGACGCCGAUGAAUUCCGACCCGAACGCAUGUUGGAUACGAACUUCUCGAAAUUACCGACAAACUCCUGGAAACCGGUAAGUGUGCCAAGCCUAUCAUUCACCUUCGGCGACGGCUUGCGGGCGUGCAUUGGUCGUGCCUUUGCGGAGCAAGAGAUUCUGAUUAACCUAGCCAUGGUGCUGCAAAAGUUUGACAUUGAAAAGGUCAACCCAGCAUAUGAACUAGACCUGACGGGUCAAAUGGGUGUUAAACCAGUGGAUUUCAAGAUUAGGGUUCGUCGUCGCUCAGACCGGACUUUGACAGAUGGAAUCCCUGGAGGAAUCACGAUUCAGACGUCUACCAUGCCAUCUCAUCCACGGAUCCAGAACCAGUCGCGCGGCACCAACCGACCUUCGAAGACGAUCCCCGUUUCUGUCUUUUGGGGGGGUAACCAAGGGACCUCGGAAAGUCUGGUCCAGAUUCUCUCAAGUAUUGGCCCUGAAUUUGGCCUCGAUCUCGAUAUCCAGGAACUUGAUGCUGCAACCGGGAGCCUGCCGACCGACAGGCCAUGCAUCAUUAUCACGCCGUCGUAUGAAGGCAGACCGCCCGAUAACGCGAAGCAGUUCGUUUCCUGGAUUGAGAGUCUCCUGUCAAAGGGGCUCCAGUUGCAAGAGAAGCCGAAAUUUGCUGUGUUCGGUGUAGGAAACAGUGACUGGGUACACACUUUCCAUCGCGUACCAACCUUCAUCGACGAUGCUCUCGAGAAGCUAGGUGGAGAGCGUAUCAUGGAGGCUGGUUUUUCGAAUGUGAAACGCGACCUCAUUGGUCCAUGGGAAGCAUGGAGUGAGCAGUUGUGCAUGACUUUGUCAGGCACGACGAUGCAGAAGUCUCUGGACCGAGUUGGCGUUGACGUGCAGAUCGAGCGCGGUACGCUGGGGCCCAUCGCCCAAGUCCUCUACGGCGAGGCAAUGACCAAAGCCGUCGUCACCACCAACAUCGAACUGGCCGACACUACAAUAGGGCCCGCAAAACGGCACGUCGAAGUGUCUCUCCCUGCAAACUGUGAAUAUCGCUCGGGCGAUUACUUGGUUGUCCAGGGCCAAAAUUCGGAUGAAGCCGUGUCCCGAGUUAUGUCUCGAUUCGGUCUGUCUAUUGGGGACUUGAUGACCGUUCAAUCAAGCAAAAAGGAGUUUCUCCCCAGUCGACCGAUGGCAGUGGAGCGAUUCCUUCAGGACAGGGUCGAACUUGCGGCGCCUAUCAGCAAACGACAGCUCGAGAUCUUGGCCUCUUUCGCCAAAGACGGUAGCGACGAACGUACACAGCUGGAGAACAUGCAUGUCGAUACGAAUUACCAGCAGAUUUUGGAUAAGAGAUACUCGGUGAUCGAUGUUGUCGAGGAGUUUCCACACCUUGACCUACCCUUCGGGGUCUACAUUGACCUGCUCCUCCCCUUGUCGCCACGGGUAUAUUCCAUUUCCUCGUUCCCCGGGGAAACAAGUAAGAAUUCACCCGGUGACUCAAUUGCCGCGAGCGUUACGUUUGACGUCUUCGAGGCCGAGGCCCUGAGUGGUCACGGCACCUUCCGUGGUGUUGCAAGCUCCUACCUUGGCAGUCGGAAGCCAGGAGACUCAAUCUUGUGCUGCAUUCGACCGAACAAAACUCCCUUCCAGCUCCCUUCAAAUACGGAGACGCCUGUUAUUAUGGUUGCUGCAGGGACUGGCAUCGCUCCUAUGCGUGCUUUCUGCCAAGAACGAGCGGCCCUUUCUCGCGCCCAACAGCGCAGACUUGGCCCCGCUCUGCUCUAUUACGGCUGCAGACAUCCCGAGAAGGACUAUAUGUACCGAUCUGAAUUCGAAACCUGGGAGCAAGAAGGGAUUGUGGAGCUUGUUCCCUGCUUUUCAAAAUUCGAAGGAGGUCAGAAACGUUACGUGUCGGAUGCAUUAUGGGAGCAGCGCGAGCGGGUCUGGGGUAUGUUUGAGAGUGGAGCAAGCAUAUACAUUUGCGGAAGUGCCGGCAAGGUUGGAAGAAGCGCAGCCGCAACGUGGAGGCAGAUUUGGAUGGAGAAGACGGGAAACAGCGAGACGGAUGCAUUGGAGUGGUUGGACACACUCAAGAAUGACCGAUAUAUUAGUGACAUUUACUGA